This is a messenger RNA of Leopardus geoffroyi (Geoffroy's cat), 4286 nucleotides long. RefSeq names its product toll like receptor 1 (gene TLR1). Bases 258 to 2627 code for a protein of 789 amino acids. Gene Ontology annotation, biological process: immune response; cellular response to triacyl bacterial lipopeptide; toll-like receptor signaling pathway. The record is from RefSeq and is a predicted model, not a curated record. Gene Ontology annotation, cellular component: Toll-like receptor 1-Toll-like receptor 2 protein complex; membrane. The transcript is spliced from 2 exons. NCBI's taxonomy places the organism in Eukaryota, Metazoa, Chordata, Mammalia, Carnivora, Felidae. Gene Ontology annotation, molecular function: Toll-like receptor 2 binding; transmembrane signaling receptor activity; lipopeptide binding.
AUUACAUCAGUUUCCCCUGGAAGUCGAACUAUGAAGCACUUUAUAAUCUGUAAACUAAGCAGGUGGAGAGACUUGUGUUGUUCUUGAAGAGUGAGGUUGGCCAAGUUGGGCAGAGCUCAGUCUAAUGGCUCCAUUUUCCACUAGAAGGCACUGCGUAGCUUACUGGGAUGGAUUGUUGUGGCACUUGUAGGACUUGUACCUGUAUCAAGAUGCUCUAAAGGAUAACAACUAUUCUUAGGAAUGUCUAAUAUUACAAAAUGAUGAAAACUAAUUCUAGCAUCUUCCAUUUUGCCAUCAUCUUCAUGUUAAUACUUGAGACCAAAAUCCAACUGACUGAUGAAAGUGAAUUUUUGGUUGACAGAUCAGAAUCAAGUCUCUUUCAUGUUCCCAAAAACCUAUCCCUGAAAACAACAAUCUUAAAUAUAUCACAAAACUAUAUAUCUGAGCUUCGGACUUCUGACAUCGUAUCACUAUCAAAGCUAAGGAUUUUGAUAGUUUCUCAUAACAGAAUUCAAUAUCUUGAUAUUAGUGUUUUCAAAUUCAACCAGGAAUUGGAAUAUUUGGAUUUGUCCCACAAUAAAUUGUGGAAGAUUUCUUGCCAUCCUACUGUGAAUCUCAAGCAUUUAGACCUCUCAUUUAAUGCAUUUGUUGGCCUACCCAUAUGCAAAGAGUUUGGCAAUAUGUCUCAACUAGAAUUUCUGGGGUUGAGUGCCACACAAUUACAAAAAUCUAGUGUGCUACCAAUUGCUUCUUUGCAUAUAAGUAAGGUUUUACUGGUCUUAGGAGACACUUAUGGGGAAAAAGAAGACCCUGAGAGCCUUCAAAACUUUAAUAUAGAAAGUCUACACAUUAUUUUCCCCACAAGAAAAGAAUUCAGUUUUAUUUUGGAUGUAUCAGUCAGCACAGCAGUAAGUCUGGAACUUUCCAAUAUCAAAUGUGUGCUAGAUGAUAAUGGAUGUUCUUAUUUCCAAAAUGUUCUGUUAAGACUUCAGAACAACUCAAGGUUAUCAAAUCUUACUUUAAACAACAUUGAAACAACUUGGAAUUUUUUCAUUAUGAUCAUCCAGUUGGUUUGGCAUACAAGCAUAAAGUAUUUCUCAAUUUCAAAUGUAAAACUACAAGGUCACCUUGACUUCAGAGAUUUUGAUUAUUCAAACACUUCACUGAAGGCCUUCUCUAUACACCAAGUGGUCACUGAUGUGUUCAGUUUUCCACAAAGUUAUAUCUAUGAAAUCUUUUCAAAUAUGAACGUCCAAAAUUUCACAGUGUCUGGUACACAUAUGGUCCACAUGGUUUGUCCAUCCCAAAUUAGCACAUUUUUAUAUUUGGAUUUUUCUAAUAAUCUCUUAACAGACAUGGUUUUCAAAAACUGUGGAAACUUGGCUAAAUUAGAGACACUUAGUUUACAAAUGAAUCAAUUAAAAGAACUUGCAAGUAUAGUUUAUAUGACCAAAGAGAUGAAGUCUCUACAACAAUUGGAUGUUAGUCAGAAUUCUCUAAGGUAUGAUAAAAAUGAAGGAGAUUGCUCUUGGACUACAAGUUUAUUAAGUUUAAAUAUGUCUUCAAAUAUACUUACUGACUCUGUUUUCAGAUGUUUACCUCCUAAGGUCAAGGUACUUGAUCUUCACAAUAACCAAAUAAGAAGCAUUCCUAAACCAAUCAUGAAACUAGAAGCUUUGCAAGAACUCAAUGUUGCCUCCAAUUCCUUAGCCCACCUUCCUGACUGUGGAGCUUUUAGCAGCCUUUCUGUACUGAUCAUUGACCAUAAUUCAAUUUCCAACCCAUCAGCUGAUUUCUUCCACAGCUGCCAGAAGAUUAGGUCCAUAAGAGCAGGGAACAAUCCAUUCCAAUGCACCUGUGAGCUAAGAGAAUUUAUCCAGAAUAUAGGCCAAGUAGCAAGUGAAGUGGUAGAGGGUUGGCCUGAUUCUUAUAAGUGUGACUAUCCAGAAAGCUAUAAAGGAACCCCACUAAAGGACUUUCAUGUGUCUCAGUUAUCCUGCAACACAGCUCUGCUGCUUGUCACCAUUGGGGUCACUGUGCUGGUGUUGACUGUUACUGUGACUGCCCUCUGUAUGUACUUUGAUCUGCCCUGGUAUCUCAGGAUGGUGUGUCAGUGGACCCAGACCCGGCACAGGGCAAGGAACCUACCCUUAGAAGAACUCCAAAGAACCCUUCAGUUCCACGCUUUUAUUUCAUAUAGUGGGCAUGAUUCUGUGUGGGUGAAGAGUGAAUUAUUACCAAAUCUAGAAAAAGAAGACCUAAGGAUUUGUCUCCAUGAGAGAAACUUUGUUCCUGGCAAGAGCAUUGUGGAAAAUAUCAUCAACUGCAUUGAGAAAAGUUACAAGUCCAUUUUUGUUUUGUCUCCCAACUUUGUUCAGAGUGAGUGGUGUCAUUAUGAACUCUACUUUGCCCACCACAAUCUAUUUCAUGAAGCUUUUGAUAACUUAAUUUUGAUCUUGCUGGAGCCUAUUCCACAGUAUUCCAUUCCCAGCAGCUAUCACAAGCUCAAAAAUCUCAUGGCACGAAGGACUUAUUUGGAAUGGCCCAAGGAGAAGAGCAAACAUGGACUUUUUUGGGCUAACCUAAGAGCAGCUAUUAAUAUUAAAUUGAUGGAGCAAGCAAAAUAAAUAGAUCACACAUAGAUCAAAAAAUAUAUGUGUGCUGCUUUUGGAAAAAUGUUGCUGCUUUUGGAAGUUCCAACAAUGACUUUAUUUUCAUCAACACAAAUCUAAAUGCAAUUUUGAAUGUGUGAUGCAGAUAAACACAUGUACUUUCAGGCUCCAGUUCACCAUUUACAUAUGGCAAUGAAAAUUAAUGAAAUAAUUUUAAACAGUUAAUGUCUAACACAUGAAGAACUCAUUUUUUCUUUUCUUCUCCCUCCCUCCCUUCCUCCCUUCCUUCCUUCCUUCCUUCCUUCCUUCCUUCCUUCCUUCUUUCCUCCCUUCCUUCCUUCCUUCCUUCCUUCCUUCCUUCCUUCCUUCCUCUAGCCCUGAAUUCAUUGAAUUUGUCAUGUAAUCAAGAGAAGUAGCUGUUUAAACAACUUUAGUUUCUAUAGCAGAUAUCUAUAGCUAUUGAUGCCCUUCUCAUUUCUACUCAGGUUUGCCCCUGCGUGUUGAAAGCUACUUAUUGCUAAUGCUGUAGGCUCUUUGCCUGAAGGAUUUUCUCCUGGCCAUGAUAAUCCACUUUGCUCACACAAAGGGCAAUUUAGAAAUGCUGGAUAUUUUUCUUGGAGGGAGCUCUCAACCAAUGUCAGGAGAACUGGCAGAUAAAUACCCCAAAUUUCUCACCCAUUUUGGGGAUAAAUCUGGGGUGUGUUUUAUACUAUCCCUGAGUUCCCCAGUAGAAUGGAAUUCUAAUUCUCCAUGGUAGAAACAGCUUAAUAAAUGUAUUUUUUAUUGGCUUCCUUUCUACGCUUAUCUCAUAUCCUCAUUUCUUCAAGGGUGUUUCCUGAGAUCACCUCUGAAAUAAACUACUUGUAGUUGAAUAAUUGUCUCAGGGUCUGCAUUUGGAGGAACCCAAACUAAGAGUGAGUUACAUCUCAGGUCAAAUGGAAAUUCUGAGUCUGUUUUUUUUUUGUGGCUGGAUAUCUUGCUGAGAUUCUAGCUGCCUAACCUAGCAUGCACGGGUGACUUUACUCCUUUGAUCAGAAGGGGGAAUACAGUCCACAUGUACUGUUUCUAUACAUAGUAUUCUUGUCUUUAGGAACUAUUAAACUAGGGCAUGCACAGAUUAGAACAUUGCAAGGAAUGGGCCAUGUUAGAUAUGUUUUCUAGCACAAUUUUAUCAUAUUUUUUUAAUAUUCAUGAAUAAUUCUCCCUGUCUAUCCUUUUAGUCUAACUGCUAGCUCUGGGCAGGUGUAGUCAGAGAGCAUCUUGUCAUAGCUGCACCAUGUAUCUCUCAGUUUUUGCCCUGUGGCUUCAUUAAUAGCACUGCACAUGAUAUUUGUAGAAGCCUAUUAAACAAUUCUGAUAGAUGCGUAAACCUGGAAGUGCCAGAGAUAUACCUUGAGGAGAUUUUUUGACCACUUAAGGGAUGGGACCUAUUAGAUAAAUAUUGCUGUCUUUUAUUCUUGGGUAAACAUAAUUAUAUUCUACACCAUUCCUCAAUGAGUUCCUGGUGGGACUGAGGCUUACUCACUCUGAGAUUUGCUUUUCUUUCUUCCUUGUUUCAUUCUUCUCAGUCUCCUCACUCUUGAGCCCUGAGACUACUUCUCCAAACAAAUGACCUGCACCCAAAGCUCUUAUCUCAGUCUCCACUUUUGGAAGAAUAAACCAAAAUAACACUUA